GAACGAAACGGCUGUUCCAGCUGUCAAAGUUUUGUAACCUGAAUUAAAGCGAAAAAAAGGGCAGACGUGCCGACCGGUUAAUUUUUCAGACCCGCACAGCUAAAAUUCUCAAUUUUCCAUCAAGAUCAGGUCUACAAAAACAGAAAGAGCAACAUAAACAAUGGCCGCCCUCGCAGAUUAUUCAAGAAAUGAGGACAACGAGGUUAAUGGCUGGAUUCGGUUUGGAAUGCGUCUCGGAGUUAGCGCUGCACUGCAUCCAUUCGAGUACUCAAAGACGUUGAUACAGAUUGGAUAUGAGCCCAUUGGCGCGAGACCAGGCAAAUCCAUGCUUGGCAGACCUGUUAUGCUGUUGCCUAACAUAUUCCAGUACAUCGGUCAUAUCAAAAGAGUUGAUGGCUUCUACGGCUGCUAUCGUGGCUUGGCCCCCAAAUUGGCUGGCUCCGUUCUGAGCAUGGUUGUGAGCGAACGCGUGGCCGAGAAGCUUGGACUGGCUUAUCAGGAGGACAAGGAUGAGUCCGAGCUAAGCGAGGAGGAGAACUAUGUACAAUUCAAGUAUAACCUGAAACGCGAUAUUGUACUGACAGUCAGUGGCAUUGUUGUCUCCCAUCCGUUCCAUGUGAUUUCGCUACGCAUGAUGGCACAAUUUGUGGGUCGUGAAACGCUUUAUAACUCAAUUCUGGGCUCGAUUGCCGAAAUCUGGACGAGUGAAGGCAUUUUGGGUUUCUUUGCCGGCCUGAUCCCCAAGCUGCUGUGUGAUGUGGCCUGCCUUGUGCUGUCCAGCUCCUCCGUUUUCAUUGUCAACAAAUAUUUCAUCAAGGACAAGGUUGCCAGGCAAUACAAUGCGAGCCUUACAGGCUUUGCUUUCUCAAGCCUGCUGUAUCCACUUCAGGUGGUUUCCACCUGCUCUUCAAUUAGCGGAUCUCGCCUGAUGGCCGGACAACCACCCAUAAUGCCCAAGUACUCCAGCUGGGUCGACUGCUGGAAUGAUUUGCAGUCGCGCAGAGAACUCAAGCGCGGCAGCUCGCUCUUCUGGCGUACGCAAGCAGUCUACUCAUCAACAGUCCCGACAUCCUUUGCACCACUGCCAACGCUGUCCCGCUACCAAUAGAUGAUUUGUUCAUGAUGACGCGGUACGGCAUUGACCACAAUAUGAAUUGCCGGAAUUACAUCCACCGAUAAACGCGUCUGCCUGCAUUUCUAGUUAGUUGCUCGAGGAGCGCCAUCCUAAGACAUACCUGUUUUUAAUUUCUGGUCCCGAUUGGCAUGCGUAUAUACUAUUUAUACAAUUGUAAAUCCUAAAGGUUAAAAUGGUCGCUUAAUUUAUAUAUUUAACGAGUAACAUCAAAUUAAUUACAUCGUUCUGCCUAAGAUAAUUUCUUCAUUUCCUUUCGGCAUUUAAUGCUUUUCCAAAGAGACAGUCCUACAAAGAGAUUUUCAAUUUAUUUAAAUACUCUAAUUUUUGUUCUUGUUACUGUUUAAAAAAAUUCAAUAUCAAUAAACUAUCUGAGCAAUCUGUGGAAGUCAGAACCAGAAAUUUCAGGAUCUUAUAUUGUUAGAUUUUAGCCUAAACGAAAAUGUGCUUUUAAUUUCAAAUGAAUAGUUUUGGAUAAGAGUUUAAUUUGUUAGCUAUACAAACUAUUGCGAAUGCUUUACAAAAUUAAACAAUAUCUACGCCAAUUCUAAAAAA
Drosophila innubila is the source of this 1687-nucleotide messenger RNA. RefSeq names its product mitochondrial carrier homolog 2 (gene Mtch). The record is from RefSeq and is a predicted model, not a curated record. NCBI's taxonomy places the organism in Eukaryota, Metazoa, Arthropoda, Insecta, Diptera, Drosophilidae. The transcript has 4 exons. The coding region runs from base 161 to 1108 and encodes 315 amino acids.